This is a messenger RNA of Didymodactylos carnosus, 1449 nucleotides long. NCBI's taxonomy places the organism in Eukaryota, Metazoa, Rotifera, Eurotatoria, Philodinida, Philodinidae. The record is from the annotation of a GenBank genome assembly.
AUGAAUGAAAUUACAAAUAUUACAGAUCUACAUCCCAACAAUGAUAAUCCAUGUCCAAAUUUAAGACAAAUUUUACGUCCUGUAUUAUAUAUUCAUAAUUAUUCAAUAUUUCUAUUUGGUUCAAUAUCUAAUUUCCUUGCAUUUGGUGUUUUAAUGCAAAAAUCAUUACGUCGUCAUUCAACAUUUGCCUAUUUAGCACUUUUAUCACUUUCUAAUGCUCUGUUAUCAAUUGUACGAUUUAGUCAAUAUAUGUUUGCAUUCUAUUGGAAAUUAACCGCUGAAACAGGACCAUUAUUUUUUUGUCGAUUUUAUCGUUUUGGAUUAGAUACGUUAACACAUUUUAGUUUAUUUACCCUAAUAGCCGUGAAUAUUGAUCGUGCACGAACAGUAACAAUAACGAAACGAAAUGCAAAAUAUAAGAAAUCAGAAUUUAAAACAGUUCUACUGAAAGAAUUGAUUUUAGUCAGUGCACUAUGUUUGAUCCAUUUACAUUGGCUACUCAAGUUUGGACAUGUACCGGGUUUAAAUGGUAAACGUACACUAUGUAGUUAUGAAGAGAACCGUACAUCAGUAUUUUAUUUAUAUUUUUUACGCUCAUUUUAUCCACCAUUUGAAUUAGCUGUCUUUUUUUGUAUUCCAUUAUUUAUUAAUAUCUUCUGUACAAUCAUCAUUGUACGAAGUUUACGUUUGCGUAUGCAAACAGCAAAACGUUACAACUCCAAAUCGUCAACUGUCGUUUCAAAUAGACCAAAAUUAUCUUUGACAUCAUCAUCGACUAUUCAUCGUUGUUUCUGUUGUUUAUGGCAAUGUCGAAAACAAAAUCAAAUUCGUUUAAAAUUUGGUCGAACAAAACAAAAUGGUCUAAUGAGAUUUGAAUUAGAAGCCGACCAGUUGAAUCAUGAUCAGACAAUUGAAAUAGCACCAAUACCAUCAAAAACAAAAAAAAUAGAAACAAAACAAAUGAAAUAUCGUCGAACAAGAGAUUUACAUUUAAGUGCAAUGUUAAUCGCGUUAAACAUUUUGUUUCUAUUUAUGAAUUUACCCUAUAAUAUUUAUGUAACAUUUAUUGUACAACGUUUGCAAGAUAUUUGUUUACGAAAUUUUAUUCAGCAAUUACUCGAUAUUCUUCAAAUAACGUUUUUUUCUUCGAAUUUUUUCCUAUACGUCUUGACAAAUAGACGAUUUCGUGAAGAAUUUUAUAAUGCCGUAAUGAAAUUAUUAUCGAAAGCUUUAGCUCGAAAACGAAAUAGAAAUAUUCAGAUGACAAAUACAACAGGCAGUACUGCUACUACCAACAGGAUAGAAAUAGAAAAUGGUGGAACAAUAACACAAAACCAUGAUAGUACAGGAUCACAAGAUAAUGAGAAUGAAAAUAUAUUUAUCUCUAAAUUAGUUAUGUACAAAAACACAUAUGAAAAUGUGGUGCGAACCUAUGAUGUUGGAUUAUGA